AUGCUUUUACCCAAUCUUCCUUUUCUCAUCAAAGUCUACUUCCCAGAUAUAGAAAGAGCCGAUAUCGGUUAUUACGCUGGUUUCUUGCUGUCUGUUUACUAUCUUGGACACAUUCCAGGCUCUAUGUUUUGGGGGUGGUUUUCGGAUAACUACGGUCGUCGAUGUACCAUGAUUCUCACGUCAAUAUCAAAUGCAAUACUCAUUCUAGCCCUUGGAUUGUCAAGGAAUUAUACUGGCAGUUUGAUAAUCCGCUUUCUGCAUGGCAUGCUUGAUUUCUCGCUAGGAGUUUCCAAGACAAUUGCUGCUGAUUUAUGCAACGAUAAUAACAUGGCGUUCGGGACUUCUUUACUUUACACGGGGUUUGGUAUCGGAAGAUACGAUUCGUCCUUUGAUCAAUGUCUUUCCAUUCCUCAAAUCCGUAUUUUCAGCCUUUGCCUCGAUCAUCUAGAUCCCCUAUCUCGUUCCAUUCUCUGUGUGCGCCUUCUUUUUCAUUAUCGUUCUCUUUCUCUUCGUCUUCUUCGCCGAGGAAUCGCUGACCCAAGAGACCGUCGACCAAUCGAAAAAGAUCCGCAAAGCCAUGGGGGUUUUCUUCUUUCCAAUCCGUCAUCAUUUCAGAGAGAGCUCAGCUCGAUUCUCCGCAAAUCGUCCUCGAAAAGCUUCACCUCCUACGAGCAGCUGCUUCUCGCCUACGACGAGCACGGGAAGUACAACUCCAUGUUCCGCAAUCGCGACCUCAUCCUCGCAGUGAUCAUCUACGGCAUGGCGUCGCUCUGCCAGAUCUCCUUCGACUCGAUCUACCCGCUCACCCUCAUGAACUCUCGCAAAUACGGCGGUUUUGAAAUGAACGCCGUCGAGGAAGGCUGGGUCGCGACCUCUGCGAUCGUCCUGCAGCUCACCUCCAUUCUAAUCUUCCCUCUGUGGAGCAAACUCGCUUCCUAUCGCUACCAGAUCGUGAUGUGUCUGCUCGUCAUGUCCGGAAUCAUGCUCGUCGAGCCCUUCGUUUCGGUCUUCAAUGAAUCUCCGCUCGCGUGUCAGUUCGCUGUGACAUACAUCGGAUACGCUAUUUCUGUCCCCGUGCGUGCUCUUGUCUACAAGUAA
Messenger RNA from Blastocystis hominis, 1098 nucleotides. RefSeq lists its product as hypothetical. The transcript is spliced from 4 exons. Gene Ontology annotation, molecular function: transmembrane transporter activity. Gene Ontology annotation, biological process: transmembrane transport. Bases 1 to 1098 code for a protein of 365 amino acids. Lineage: Eukaryota; Bigyra; Opalinata; Blastocystidae. The record is from RefSeq and is a predicted model, not a curated record.